This is a messenger RNA of Brassica oleracea var. oleracea, 1154 nucleotides long. RefSeq lists its product as uncharacterized. Lineage: Eukaryota; Viridiplantae; Streptophyta; Magnoliopsida; Brassicales; Brassicaceae. The record is from RefSeq and is a predicted model, not a curated record. The transcript is spliced from 4 exons. Gene Ontology annotation, cellular component: nucleus. Bases 54 to 977 code for a protein of 307 amino acids. Gene Ontology annotation, biological process: regulation of DNA-templated transcription.
CUUUUUCUUCUCGGCUCAUCCCACUGAUCGAUAGGGGUCAAAAUUGAUUUUUGAUGGAACCAUUUCUGCAGAUGGCGACUCUGAAGCGCCUCAAUUUCUCGGAUACUUGUCUGCAGAAGUCUCCCUCAGAAGAAGUUUCGACGAAGAAGAAGAAAUUGGCUUCUCCGGUGAUCAAACGGAUCUGGAACGAGGACGAUGAGCUCUCUAUCUUAAAGGGAUUGGUGGAAUACAGAGUGAAGACAAGGCACGAUCCAAGUUUUGAUUGGGAUGGUUUCUUCUGUUUCGUGCAAGGUUCCAUCCAUGUGAGAUUCUCCAAGGAGCAGCUUUUUAGUAAGGUCAGGAAGUUGAGGAGGAAGUUCGUUCUUCACAUGGAGAGAAUCGAUCGAGGGGAAGAUCCGCUCUUUACUAGGCUUACUGACUCUCAAGCCUUUGGAUACUCCAACAUGAUCUGGGGCCUAAACCAAGGUGAAGUUGCUGCUAACGGAGGAGGCACUGAGAAAGCACCAGGAGAUACUCAAGAGGAUGAACCAUUGGAUAAUGCUGGACGUGUAAAUGACAAUGGGGAUGAAAGUAGUAAGCUUGAUGGCAAAGAUUCUGAAUUUGCUGAUGGAGGCAUGGAGAACGUAAUGCAGAUCGAGAGUGACGAGAAUGCCUCUAGGGAAAAGGGUCGAGUAAGUAAUGAUGAACCUGUAAAUGAAAACGGGGCGGAGAAAGGUGAGCUUGACGGGAAAGAGAGUCAUGAUGAUGAUGAUGAUGAGUUGCGCGUUGUUGAAGAUGCGUUUGAGACCACGAUUUUGCAAGGUUUAAGCGAUUGGCAGAGGAAUUUACAGCUUAAGAAGCUGAUGAUGAACCUCGGAACGGAGAAAAGAAAAGAGUUAAGCAAUGAAUGGAAAGCAUUAUGUUCUGAGGAAGUAAAAUUGAAAAUCAAAAAGCUUAGGUUUACCGUAAAGCUUGUAGAGGCAGCAAAUGAUGGAUGAAACUAGGCCAUUGCAUCAUUUUUGUUGUAAUGGUGUUGUUUAGUUAGAGAGUUGGUAUUUCGUAUUAGUAUAAGUUUUAAUCAGUUAAGAUGUGUUUUUUUUUCUCCGGCUUAUUACAAUUUCUUAUACUGAAUACUUUACUUGGAAAUUGUUAUUCUCUUGAGAGCUACAGUAUUA